AUUGUGAGUUUUACAAAUUUAGUGUUAUUACUUUUUAUUUAACAAAAUUUAAUCAUUUUCAAAACAUCCAAGUGUGGAUUUUACCGUUUUUACAACGAAAGUGUCUUAUAAUGGUUAAGUAGAUCGAUUAGAAAUGCAGACAAUAAAGUGUGUGGUAGUAGGAGAUGGAGCUGUUGGUAAAACAUGCCUUUUGAUAUCCUACACUACAAACAAGUUUCCAUCUGAAUAUGUUCCUACUGUUUUCGAUAAUUAUGCCGUCACAGUAAUGAUCGGUGGAGAACCAUACACACUUGGAUUAUUCGACACAGCUGGUCAGGAAGAUUACGAUCGACUGAGACCAUUAAGUUAUCCCCAGACUGACGUGUUUCUCGUCUGUUUUUCUGUCGUUUCGCCUUCGUCGUUUGAAAAUGUCAAAGAAAAGUGGGUUCCUGAAAUUACACAUCAUUGUCAAAAAACACCUUUCCUAUUAGUUGGGACACAAAUAGACUUGAGAGAUGAUGCAGCCACAAUUGAGAAACUUGCAAAAAAUAAACAGAAACCAAUCACCGGUGAGCAAGGAGAAAAACUUGCCAAGGAACUCAAGGCAGUGAAAUACGUCGAAUGCAGUGCCCUCACUCAGAAAGGACUAAAAAAUGUAUUUGACGAAGCAAUUUUAGCAGCGUUAGAGCCGCCAGAACCAGUGAGAAGAAGACGAUGUGUCUUAUUGUAGGGAGUUGAGCGUUUUUUUUAUAAAUAUAUAUAUCAUCAAACAAGAAAAGCAAUUGAAAAAAAGCAAAAAUUUGUCACAAUUUAUCGUUGUGAGUAUACACACUUUAAUGUCGAUGACGAAGCCGAAUU
This is a messenger RNA of Leptopilina heterotoma, 837 nucleotides long. Its product is annotated as cdc42 homolog. Gene Ontology annotation, molecular function: GTP binding; GTPase activity. NCBI's taxonomy places the organism in Eukaryota, Metazoa, Arthropoda, Insecta, Hymenoptera, Figitidae. Bases 134 to 709 code for a protein of 191 amino acids. Gene Ontology annotation, biological process: small GTPase-mediated signal transduction. The record is from RefSeq and is a predicted model, not a curated record. The transcript is spliced from 5 exons.